AUGAGCGACCAGCCCAGCUUCCAAUCGACGCCUGUAAGGCCCACCAGGUGAGCGCAUGUUUCUUCAUCACCCAGAUCGGCGACCAGAGUGUAGAUCAGGUGUUGAAAUGGGGUUAGACGCAGGUCGGGCCGCAGCGGGAUCGGCGACCCCAGCAAAGCUGGACAAUCGCAUCGUUGCACCCCGGGUAUGCGCUUGCUCUUCCCGUUGCCGUGCACUCACAGCCCCUGACCUCCCUUGCAACCCCAUCCAUUCCCAUCUGCCCACACUGUGCGCAAAUUGAUUCCGCGGCGACGCCGACUCGGUAGACAACCAUCGAUGGCGACGCCUCCGCAUCGCAACCCACAUCAGUUCAAUGGCAGGGGGGCUCAGCCCAACGGCCACAACAAUGAAGAGACGUAUCCACAGGAUAGCGCGGUGUAUGGAAGAGGAUAUCCAAGCCAAGGCGCAGCUUAUCCUGCUGCAGGAUCUCCCUCUCCCUUUGCACCUCCUUUACCGCCCAUGGCACCCUCACCACAAUACGACGAUUCCUUCCGGUCAUCACCAGCACCUGCGCCAGGCCCAGCAGUUGACCAAUUUGGCGGUUACAACACGUUCGCGGAUGCGGGUAGCGCGCGCUACGAACAAGACGUGCGCGAACCUGAUCAGUUCAACGGGCCUGGGUACAUCUCUCCUUCGCCAGCAAACAUUCAAGGUGCCGGUCUCCGUCAUCGCACAGGAGAGAGGUGAGUCUGCGAUCAGAUCUACCACAAAGAGGCUUCCCCUUUUCGCGUUGUCAUUGAAGCUUGCAACGUGAAUGCGCUCAAGGCGGAUCAUAGUCCAUCCACAUGCGGCCGUACUUGCGAGAUUCGUGACGCUGAAGCUUCUUGUCCUGCACAGUGUAUCGUUUGCGAAGCCAAAUCCGCCCUUCAUCAGCGGUGGCGGCGGCGGUCGGGUAGUUGGAGAUGACGAAAGCAUGUACUCUCAAUACAACAAAGGUUGGGAUGACCAGGCGUCCAUGAUGGGGGGUGCAAGCUACUACGGAGAUCAGCACAUGGCGAGUAGCAGCACAUCGCACCUGAACUCCAAUCAUUACACUGGAAAUGGAUGGGAUGCACCUGGCGGGUUUGGCGGCGGCCACGAAGCUAUCGAGAUGCAAGCUGGUGCGCCCGGCUACCCACCUGACACCUAUCACAAUGGCGGUCAUCCAAAUUUUCCCAACCCAGGAGGUUACGGCUUUGGAGCGCAACGAAUGCCAGAAGAACAAAACAUUGGUGCUGGUUGGGUCGGUCUUGCAGCGCCUGGCACAGUGCUCGCACAGGCCCAACCCCGGCACACUCAUGCAGGCUACAACGAGACUCACGAGCGCAUCAUGCGGCGUAGGACCGUCAAGAAGCUGGCAUUAGAGAAUGGAAACUUGGUCAUCGAGACGCCUGUUGCGCCAAACAUCUGCAAGCAGAACCAGAGCAAAGAGUUCACGCAUAUGCGCUACACGGCCGCUACGUGCGACCCCGAUCACUUCAUUGCUCAGCGCUACGCGCUUCGACCAUGGCUGCUGGGCAGAGAGAUCGAGCUCUGCAUCGUGUUGACCUCGUACAACGAAGAUGAGCAACUGCUGGUCAGGACACUCAACUCUGUGAUCAAGAACAUAGCCUACCUGACCUCGCGGACCAAGUCAAAGACAUGGGGCCUGCAAGGCUGGACCAAAGUUGUGGUGAUUCUGGUGGCUGAUGGGCGAAAGAAGGCGGACAAGCGCUUCUUGAAGCUUUUACAGCUGAUGGGUGUCUACCAGGAAGGAGUGAUGGUGGAUCACGUCAACGACAAGCCGACCGUUGCCCACAUCUUCGAGUUGACUUCGCAAGUAAUGGUGUCGGCCAAUGGCUCGGUGGAGGUAUCCCAGUGUCCUAUCCAAGUCAUGCUGUGCCUCAAGGAGACCAAUGCCAAAAAGCUCAACUCGCACAGAUGGUUCUUCAACGCUUUCUGUGCCCAACUCAAACCCAAUGUGUGCAUCCUGCUCGACGUUGGAACCAAACCAGCAGCAAAGUCCCUUUACCACCUUUGGAAGGCUUUUGACAAUCAUCCCAAGUGCGGAGGAGCUUGUGGCGAGAUCACAGUGGAAACGGGUCGCGGCUGCUGGCAGCUGGUCAACCCGCUCGUCGCGGCACAGAACUUUGAGUACAAAAUGUCAAACAUCCUAGACAAGCCACUCGAAUCGGUGUUCGGGUACAUUACCGUCUUGCCUGGAGCCUUCUCCGCUUAUCGUUAUAAGGCGCUGCAGGGGAGACCGUUGGAGGCUUACUUUAAGGGAGAAGCGCUGCACUCGGGUGCUGUGCAUGGGGGCUCAUUCUUGGGCAACAUGUACCUCGCAGAAGAUCGCAUUCUGUGCUUUGAACUUGUUGCUAAGCGAGGGGAAGGCUGGCUGCUCAAGUACGUCAAGAGCGCUCGGGCCUCUACAGACGUCCCCGACAAGCUUCCAGCGUUUAUCGGACAGCGUCGAAGAUGGUUGAACGGAAGCCUGUUUGCAGCAAUCUACUCUACUUGGCACUUUGGGAGGAUGUGGACCAGCGGUCAAGGAUUUUUCCGGAAGCUCCUCUUGCAGUUCCAGGUCAUCUACUCGCUUGUACAGCUCAUCUUUGCCUUUACCGGCAUUGCCAACUUUUAUUUGGCCAUCUACUUCUUGUUCUCUUCUGCCACGUCCGACGACAAACACGAUCCGUUUGGUGGCCAGGGAGACUCGGUGCUGCAGAUUGUCCUCAAUGCCCUGAUCGCCAUCGUGGUGGUCUGCUUGAUCCUCAGCUUGGGCAAUCGGCCGCAAGGAUCUAACCUGGCUUAUCAUGCUGUCGUCAUACUUUUAGGUAAGUCGCGUCGCACUUAUAUCUGGAAUGCCGCACAUCACUGACGAAGGUAGUAUUUCUUGGCCAUCUUUCUGCAGCCCUUCUGAUGGGGGUCGCGCUGUACACUGCUGGCUUUACUAUCUUCAUCGCUGCUGACGCUGCGGGACUUACCCACCUCUCGGGCUGGACUGGUGACAAUAUCCUUCAACUCAUCAAGCUGGACUCCUUCAGAGACAUUGUGAUCUCGCUUGCGAGCACAUAUGUUCUGUGGGUCAUAGCUUCCAUCAUCCACUUUGAACCUUGGCAUCUCGUCACUUCUUUCAUCCAAUACCUGUUCCUGACCCCUUGCUUUGUUAUUGUUCUGGCGAUCUACUCUAUGGCGGUGAGUGCUGCCAUCUUGCUUGACGCAAUCACGCUGCAGCAGGACUAAUCCUUUGCCUCUCCCACUUGUCUACAGAAUACUCACGAUUUGUCGUGGGGCAAUCGACCUGCAGAACCUGCGAAAGACUUGGGCAAAGCUUCUACCACUGGCGGGAAGGAUGGCAAGCCAGCCCAAGUCGAGGUGAAAACGACGACGGCAAACGAUGCUGCAGAGCUGUGGCAAUCCGCUCAGCGAGAAAUGGCAGUGCCUCGAGUGGAGGAGAAGGAGCAUCGAGCGCCGACACAAAAAGCUGCAGAUGAGGCGGCGACGUUCAGGACGAAUCUGCUACUCAUCUACAUCCUCGUCAACGCCGUCCUGGUUCUCUUCUUUACAUCCUCGUACUGGAAACGCUUUGUGGGACGCAAGCUGCCGGGGUCUUCUGAUCCGUACAUGGCUGCACUCUUUUGGUCCACCGCUGGAUUGAGCGCUCUGCGCGCCACGGGCUCCGUACUCUACAUCGUCUUCAGGAUAUUUGGACACUGA
This is a messenger RNA of Ceraceosorus bombacis, 3714 nucleotides long. Lineage: Eukaryota; Fungi; Basidiomycota; Exobasidiomycetes; Ceraceosorales; Ceraceosoraceae. The record is from the annotation of a GenBank genome assembly.